GAUGUACACAAAGGAAAACUGCGGGAAAAUGACACCGACAAAGGAGGGUGUUGGAAAUUCUCAAGAAAGUGACGGUAAUUAAUGCUGAUAAUUUAGUAUAUUACUUUCUAAGUAGCUUGAUAAGUUCAAUAGUUUAUUUAUAAUUUUUUCCCCGAUAAUAUCAGUAUUGUUUUAAAUGCAUAGAUACAAAUUGUUUGUGACACACGGCCGGACUCGAGGUGCGCCUGGCUUCCUCUUUCUGUCUUUCUUUAUCUGUUUGUUGAUGAGUCAACGAUCUUUGUCAGCGCUGGACAAUGUUGAUGACGGGUGCUCCGCAGAGAAGUCAUCGAUGCGAUCGUCUUUAUUUUAAUUGCAUUGAUUAAUACCUUUGUCAAAUUGUCAAAACUUUCUAAAUCUGUAUAAAAUUUGGUCUUCAAGUACUUCACUACUAAUUGUGAAGAGUUGGAUGUUAUUUGAUAAUUCUUUAAAAUUCAUCUUUGGUGAUGGACUGAUUUGAUCAAUUCAUGAUUCUGCUAAGGGAUAAAGGGAAGUACAGUGAAAUUAGUGCACUUCAACCUUUUAUUUAAUUUUAUUAAGCCUGAAUAGUUCACCUGUACUGUAGAGUAAGAAAAAAAACUGUAAUAAUUUUAAUGGCAAUUAUAUUUAUAUUAUUAAAUUAUUAUAUUAUUAUAUAAGUAUUGGAAGAACAUUCAUAAUAGUAGGGUUGCUGCUUAGCAGUUACUAUACUCAUUUAAUUUUUUUUAGUAAUUACUAUUACUGCUUGUACUAGUACUCCCUAUAUAAUAAUAAUAACAUGGGCCUUCAACUUUUGUGAUCCAUAUAUUGAUUAGGUCUACAUAUACAUGGCAGUGUUUUAUGUUAAAAUAUAAACUUUGUAGGAUUUUCAGGAUUAGGCACUGUAUAAUUUUUCCUUUGCUUAGCAUGUUAAACAGUUUAAUGCAAAGUUAAGAUUAUAUUUAAGUGUACUAUUAAUAUAAAAAAAAUUUCACCUGUAUGAAAGUCAUUAACUACCAUGAGCUGGUGGGACCGGCUCAACGUUUCUUCCGUUAUGGCCAUGAGCCGCUGGUUGCGCCAAUGUUUGUAUGGUAUUAAAGGUGACCUACAUUUAAUGCGGCCACUGCUGGUUUUUCAAUAUGGUAGUUAAUCAGUAUAAAUAGAUAAAAAAUGCAUUGAAGGCCUAGUAGUGAGUUCGCACAUGUCUUAUGCAACAGAGGUUAUAAAGCUAAUUUAUUAGCAGUACAUACCAGCCUUUUUUUUUUCAACAACAAAGCAGGCUUGUAUAACAUAUGGCCCGCAGGCAGCCUACCAGCAUCCACUUCGUCGCCUACAAAGUAAUUAAAUAUUCUACUUUAUUAUUAUAUCCAAAUUCUUUAGGCCCGCACAAGUUUUUCACAAGUAUUACGGCCUGCCUUACAUUUUGAGUCAAACUGAAGCAUACAGUAUUUUUUAGACCUUUUUAUGUCGGUGCUUUGUCUUCGGACCACAACUAACAGUAUUGUGUUUUCUUAGGCGAUGCUUGCUCUCUUGCACAGAGUAGGUCCAGACGACAAAAAGUUGAUAAGAAAGGCAGGCUAUCUGCAUUUGAAAAAUUGCGCCAAGCUAAAGAAAAAGGCAUAAAAAAUAAAUAUGAGGUAAGUGAUAUAAUAUAUAUGUGGGUAAAUACAUUUAUUGUCAAAUGUUCCUUAAAUUCAUUAAUAUUUCAUGUAUUAUUAUUCUAUAUGUAAUUGAUUUUCAGGUGGAAGAGGAGAAAAAUGUGUAUGAAGUUGUUGACGAAGGAGAAUACUCAGAACUUGUAAAGCAGCGUCAAGAGGAUGAUUGGAUUGUUGAUGAUGGUAAAAAGCUUGUUAAGUAGUUGAAACUAAAAUGUUCCAUGAUUAGUAAGCUUGUUAUUUUGGUAAACCAUACCAUCAUUGAAAGUUUUUUAAAUUACAUAUUUCCUAUUGCAGAUGGUGCGGGAUACGUUGAAGAUGGCAGAGAGAUAUUUGAUGAUGAAAUGGAGGAGGAGGCACCAACAGCAUCUAGUAAGGUUCAUUCAUUAGUAACCAUCUUCACCUUAAAUCUUGUGUGUUGUUGCUGUUAUAAACAUCUGUUUAAACUUUUCUUUAGGGAAGAAAAAUCAAGAUCAAAAGAAGAACAAGAAUAUUGUGCGUCCGGGUACUAAACCAAAGCAAGAUAUCAAAUCGAUGUUUGCAGCCGCGGCUGUCAGCUCCAAGAUGAAACCAGAGGUGUGUUAUUUUUAUUUAUUUUUCAAGGAUAGUAUUAUUAAUUCAACCCAUUUAUUUAUUUUAAUAUGCUUAAAUAUUUUUAAAUAAUACAGGCUUUUUUUUGUUACAGAAGGAUGUUAGUUUGGCAAAUGAUGAUAUCUUGGAUGGUCUUCUGGGGGAUUUAAAUAAAACUUCAGUUCCUAAGCUGGGCAAAUCACUGGAGAAGACAGUUAUAAGAAGGUAGCUAUAUGAUAUAAAAAUUAUUUAGAUUUUUAGUUAAUGUCAAAAUGUGACAUUACGUGAGCAUACAACUGUUUGGUGCUGUAAUUACAGAUCAGCCUACAAUCCUUUCAAAGUGGAACCUUCAUCAGCUAAAGUGCAACCAGUUACUGUUCUCAACAAGCCGAUCAAAAGAGAACUGGAUUUUCCAAUUGAUGAGUUGCCUGUUAGAAAGAUGGCCCCAUUACCAAAAAAUAGAGAUUUUACAAAGAUAAAAGUAGAGCCAGGAGAAGAGGACCCCAGCCCAUCUAUUAAACAAAGAAAAGAAAAAAGCAAAACAGGUUAGCCCACUAUCCCAGAUUUCAUUCUUGUGAUAAAAACAUUCUAGUCAGCUAAAUCUAUUUUUAAAGUUGUGUGAGUUUGUUGACAUCCAACAGUUCACCCCCACCCAUUUUUUUGUGUGUGUGAAUACAGCUUAGUAAAUAAUUUUUAAAAAAAAUCACCAGCUUUCCCCACUAUCACUCAUGGUGUUUGUGUAUGUGUGUUCAUCCUGAGUUGUGUUCACUUGUCCAGUAUAUAAGAGGGUUUCAUUUUUUACUUUUCACUUCUCACUCUUGAUUGCACUGAGGACACUAGGUUAUUUUUUGUGUGGACUCAGCUACUGUUAUCAAAAGUGUCACCACUGACCAGGUUGCUUACUUUGGAUACAUUCAGUUUUACAGUUUAGUCAGGAUGAAAGAGCUUUUAGGUCCUGGGUCAUAAGUUGCUGAUGGGAUUGUGCAAGCUAGUUGAGACAGAAAGAUAAUGAGCAUUGUUUCAUUGGAAUGGAGGUUUGUUUUGUGUAUUGUCAUAGCUGUUCUAAACCUGGUUUGAGAUAACUGUUGAUUAGCCGACUUGUUUACAUUGCCUUUGAGUUGUGGGUCACCGAGGAUUGUUGGCUUGUGCUAUGGUUCAUGUCUCAUAUCACAGCCAAUAAUCCCCAGUGAAGAGCAGCCAGUAAUUCCCAAAAAAAGGAGAAAAGAUUACAAAAAAGAAAAGAUGUCCACUGGGUUGUAUUGGUUUGUGAUUUGCUCAAUUUCAUAUCACAGCCGAUGCUUCCCCGGGGGCAGCUUUGAUUUCAUUAAUAGUUUUUGUGAACUACAGCAAUUAUGUGGCCAAUUAUUCUUACGGGCGUAAUUGUCUUGUGACGUGUUAAAUGUCCCAUAUCACAGUCAAUACACCCCUGAGACUUUUUGGAAAUUCACCAGUAUACGGUAAAGUUUUGUCCUUUAUUUUGGUCGCCCCAUCGAUUAAAUAUGGUCAUAGAGGUUUACAGGCUGUGAUAUGUUCAAAAUACAUUCAUAUCACAGCCAGUAUACCCCUGUGAACAGUUUUAUGAACUUGUAUGUUGGCAAGCACUUUGAUUUUUUUCAUAAGAAAACUCUUUGACCAGAACACUGAACAUUGUGGAUCUACUACCCUGUUUGAUGAAUGUGAUGUGCUUUUUUUGUCCAUAUCACAAUCAUUGGAUGGGUGUGUGGGUUUUUCAUUACCUUUUCAUAACAGAAUAUCCAAGUUUCUACAAGGGACAACUUGUGUCCCUUCCUCCCUAUUUGAUGGAUGUGAUGUGUUGUAAGCCAUAUCACAGCCAUUAGGUGGGCAGGAAGAGAUAUUCCAGCAUCAUAUUUACAUCAACUUGUUAAAUUUGAGAACAGGUGUAGAAAGUUACAUACCUUAGACAUUUGAGUGCAACUUGGAAUCAGCUAGGGACUUUUCCUUGCCCUCUUAUUGACAUUGAUAUGUUGUUUGGCCAUAUCACAGUCAUUAGGUGGGGAAGAAGAGUUACCAUUCUGUACCAGCUGAUGUUCACCAAUUUGGAUAUUGACAGUCGUCACGAUUUUUUAUCACUAUUCUACCUGUUUAAUGGAUGUGAUUUGUUUUAUGUCAUAUCACAGCCAUUAGGUGGGCAGUAUGGUUGCUUUUUCUCAGCUUAUGUUUGUCUCAACCUGCGCAUGUAAUUUUACAUUGUUGUGGAUGUGAUUUGUAGUGAAGGCAUUGAGACCUGCAAUCCUUUACCUCUGAUGCCCAAAAUUUGGUACUUUAAAUAGUACAGUAAUGUCAGUUUAACCAUUUAGACUCAUACACCAUAUGAAAUGAAUACAUUUUUCUUCCCACCUAAUAGUUGUGAUUUGUUAACUCUUCAUAUCACAGCCAUUAGUGGGCAGAAAGGAGUGUCUAUGUCAGCUUCGUUAGUCCCCUAUUAUUUUUAUUACACAUUUUCAUUACAUUCUUUCAUUAAACAAUUUUAUCUCACAUUUAAUUAAUUGCAUGACAUGUUUAACUUUUUUCAUGACUCAUCAAACCCAUCUUUUACCUGUUUUAGUUUUUGCAGAUAUCUUUUGAAAGUUGGCUUGCUAUGUCACCUGUCAAUGUGGAUGUGGAUGUUUUUUUUUCAUCACAGCCAUUUUGAUGGGCAAUAUGGCUUGCAAAAUAUAUUCAGGUUUACAUCACUUAUCAUGCAUUUGUAUUGACAUUGUUGAAUUUGCAUUUCCUGUCAAUCUUGAUGUGAUGGUGUUGACGCUGACAUCACAGCCAGUUUGAUGGGUAAAGCAAAUUUGGGGACGUUGUUAGUAGCUUGUAUGCUUUGUCAGGGCAGUGUCAUGUUCAUGAUUGGUUUCAAAUGACUUUUUUGGAGGUACUCUCGCCACUUGUCUGCUUGGCUGUGUUGGUGUUGCACUGCAUCACAGCCAAACUGAUGAGUGGUGGGGCUCACCCAGCCUGCAGAUGAAACAGCAAGGAAAAGGUUGCUGGAAACAUCAGGCGGGUUGUGAUCAUGUUCCAUUGAGAAAUUUUCAUAUCACACUCGUUUGGUGGGCCCUGACGACUGUUCAUUCAUCAAUACAUUAUUUUUUGCCCAAAUCAAUUCAUUGCUGUGCUAGGCCACAUAUUUUGUUUUCAAAAUUAUAUUAUUUUAAAAGGCUAUCAUAUCUUGAUUAACAUCUUAAGGCUUCCAUUAUCAAUUUAAGAAGUGGGCCAAAAACUUUUUAUUUUCAGAAGUUGGUUCAGAUGAUUUAGCUGGCAUAGACUUUGAUGAUGAUGUUGAGUUUCCUGAAACAUCCAUCCUCGAGGAUAAGCAGCAUGAACUUGAAGAUAUUAAACCCAAAAUAAGGUAUGACGAUAUGUGUAGCCGUUGUACAUUUCUUCAAAUUCUACAAACCGAAAAAAUGGUCUUCAAAACAUAGCUCCUUGUGAUCACCCUAUUUUUUACAUCCCAACUUAAGUAAUCUCUGGGUUAAUUUUCAGGUUUUUAUCUUUUAUGUCAUUUGAAUCUUUAAUUCUGGUGAACUUAAUUCUUACUCGCAAAUUACUUAUGCAAUGUCAUGGCAUGAAACAUAGAUCUUUGUUACAAUCUUUUACCUGUUCAUUCUCGAGUGAUUGUUAUUACUUGUGAUUAAAAACAAAGAAUUGCAAAAUAAAAACUGAAUAUUGUUUUAAGCCUUUUUAGGGCUUGUUUUUUAAAUAUAAGUAAUUGGUAUUUAUGUAAAUGGGAAUUUCCCCUCUGUUCUAAUUAUUUGGAAACAGAAAUUGUGAAAUUAUCUAAUGGCUUGCUUUUUUCUCGAAUUUUUUAGUACACUUCGGGUGUAUUCUGGAUUUAGAAUAAGUAAUGUAAUAAAUCCUGGGAGAAAAUCAUUAAACACUGGGCUAGAAAAUUAACCAGCUCCUUUUUAAAAUCUGGAACAUUUUUUAUUCAGGAACAUUUCAUUUUGUAUUUUAUGGGAUAGUAUAUUUGUAUAUUAGUAUUAAAUUUAUUACAUAAAUAAAAAAUGUUUGGGGGGGGGGGGAUUAUUCACGAUACUCUUGAGACAUCAUAAACUUUAUUAUGGUACCACAUUUGAAAGAUUUUUUAGGAAAGCACAAUGUCUAUUAACUGUAUAGGGAAAUUUUUUUAAAGUCUUUCAUUAUUUAAUGCCCUACUGCAUUACCUCGUAAACUCGACCAGCUAUUAUUCUUUGCAAUGCUUUUGAAAACAUUUAGGAAAACGUGCAUUCUUGGAAAACAUGGAAAGAAAGAAAUCGUCCAGUUUUAAGAAUAAAAACGCCACGAUACAAGUUGGAUGCAGCGUAGCCUUGGCUUAUUAACACUAGUACCGGUACACCUAUGUUUCAACCAUAUAUAGCUAAACUUUUUACCUUAGGGGAUGUUAGCUGAAAUUUUUAAAAUGCAUAUGUUCAAGAUUCUGUGGAAACUUAUUUAUAUCAUAUUUAAUCCCAUCAGUACAGGUAUUUAAAUAUAAAAAAAAGUAAUAUUUUAUCACUUUCUUCUUGGUUCUUUGUGUUAAACAAAACUAUUUUUGCAACAUUUAAAAUUUACUUAGUUAAAAUAUGUUAAAUUUUGACAACGACCUCAAUAACCAAUUUGAAAUCGGCAGAUAGUACAUAGGUUUUUCAGACAGGCCAAAAAUAGCCCUGCCCGUGCUGUAUGGUGUGAUAAUUAUUUUUUACGGCUGAACUGGGGUGGGUGAGUGCAGAGAACUAUAGAAUGCUUUCCGAACUAUUCCACGAAGUAAUAGAUUUCCACAGAUAUUUUUGGAUCUGAGAGGGCCAUUUAAACAGCUAAACAUCUGAGUUUCAAUACCCUUUCACCCAUUUUAAGCGUGUGAUAGUUAUCAGGCUGCAGUGCUAAAUAGGCAUUAAUGGAUAUUAAUUCUAAAAAAAAAUUUCGUAAAAAAUAAUCCGAUGUAAUCCAAUUUUUUUUUUUUUUUAAAUGACGCCCUAAUUUUAACAUUUUUUUCUUAAAUUUUAUUGCUAAUCUUCGAGGUUGAAAAAACAAUCACCAGAAAAUUUAUUUUUACCAGUGACAGACUGAUAUGUACAUUACCUAAAUUUUGAUUCCCAAUUCUAUAGCAGAUUCAUGUCUGCAAAACGAAGUGAAAGUCAGUCAUGUAUUUAAAGAAGUUACUUUUCUUCGUCAGCUUCGCUAGAUUCCACUUUGACACAAUGUUUUGUAUACAUUGUAUAUAGGGUGUUUAUUUUAUUUAUUUACUAUUAAAAUAUUGUACUGUGCGAUUUUGAGAUGAUAAUGUACAUUUGGGGUUAAGGGGUAAACAGAUCGGUUACUUGAUAAUUUUGUGUAAAUUUGUCAUGGAUAAGUGGGAUCUACAUGAGUGCAUUAGUUUGCAGACCCUGUCUCUGCAUUCUAAUUUUAAGGUCCUUUUGAUUAGUUUUUACCUAUAUUUUAAUUAGAACUUUCAGUUGUAGCAUUUCAUUUAACAAAUUGUUUCGUCUGUUGUUUUGUCUGUAUUUAAUUGGUCUUUUAUAAUCUAAUGCAUUCAUAUCAUUGUCAGUUUGCAUUUACUUUGCAUUACCAAGGAUUUUUAUAGUACGUCUGCAUUUAUUAGAUUUUUUAAUGUUUUUUGCACAACGAUGAGACCCAAGUCCAUAUUGUCAAUUUGUAGCUUCACAUACGUCAAAUUUAGGAAAGGAAAAAAAAAAGUAAACACAGUGAAUGCAGGUUUGUGUCACAGUUCAAACUUUCAUCGAUCAUAAAAUAAGAUUUCCUUCUGAAGGGACAAAGCACAACCUACAAAAAAAAUUUGUUUAUCUUGAUAUUGCUUAUUUAGCUGAUGUCUAUCUUUUGCUUGAUAUAUUAACCGAGGUUAGAGUAACCUACAUCUUAAAAGAUUCUAAUAAAAAGCCAAACCAGCCAGCCUGGCAACCUUCUUUACAAAUGUAACGACAAUCCAGGCUCUCCAUGAUGUACAAGAUAAAUAAUGGGCUGGUCCACUGUUCCAGUAUUAAACAGAAACUCGUCCCUCUCCCCCAUAGACAGCGACGAGGCCAUGACAGGCAAUUCAGGCUCAUACCAGCAAGAAGCCAGUAUAGGAGCUGCUCAUUCCUGCCCAAGACAAUCAGGGACUGGAACAAUCUUUCAAAAGGAACGGUUGAGGCGACAACACUAGACACAAAUGUCUAUUGCCUCAAGCCUUCAAACCCCUAGUGCAUGAUUUCCUCAUCAACACCAGUAACAGAAACAUUGCAAAUCCCAUCUACAUGCAUAGGAGCCAAAAUGAUCAAUAAAUUGAUAGUGUGCCCUUAAGAUAUAGAAGAUAUGUGCUAUAUCCCUCUUUGCUAGAAAAUGGAGAUGACAUUAAUAUGUUGCCACAUUUUGCUUAGCUUGUAUCAGUGAGCUUCACUUCCGGAAUGAACCUUUUGAGUAGAUGUUUAUUUAUAGAUACCAAGUACUUAAAAGUAGUUGGUUUAGUUUUGUUGAGGGAAUCUAAAGGGAUAUGUAGAUAUAGUGAAAUUCUCCAACACAUCGUGUUAAACCCUUUACUCUGCAUCUAAAUAGAGACCUUUGUUUCAUUAUAUGAAGAAUUUAUAGGCAUUUUUUUUACAUCCUAGAUAUGCAAACCCUUUCUAUGAGGCUAGGAACAAUUUUAACUGUUAUCUUGAUUGCAAGACAUUCAGUUGGGGUGAAAACAUCAUACUAGGAUAUCUUUUCAGUCUGUCUGAAUUCACAAGCAACGCAUUUGGUUAAAUGGUCCUAAUAAGACAAGUACUUGAUAGUGACUAAAAGUACUUGAACAUGUUGUGUUAUGAGCUAAGACAAAUAGAAAUUAAGUAGUUUCGUUAUACUUGGAUAAAAGCUUGAAAUUGAUACUUGAAAUUGAUACAUGUCUUAUGCAGUGCCUCACAGACAAAUAAAAUAUAAAUGAAACUUUGUACAUUGUAUUCUGGCUUAAUCUUGGGUUUGUUUUGCUUCACCAUGACUGCUGGCAAACAGUUAUAGUUAUGGGUUAUUGUUUCUGUCUCAACCUUGUUGAUGGCAUUAUUCUAUAUUAUAAUAUACCUCAUUUUAUGAUCUAGUGGGCUCAUUGGUAACAUGAUAAAAACUAGGUGGCUCCUUUUCUGGCACAUUUAUGUACAUUUAUAUAUACACGCUAAUGGAAGUAUAUAAAAAGGCAAAGGGCGUCUGCGCUGGGCACAACACCUAGAAUGAUGCCAUAUGAAAAGUAAAAGGGUUCACCGCCAAAAUCCCAAAGGAAAAGGCUAAAAGGCAGACCUAGGCCUAGCUGCAUUGUUGAGAAACAGAUUGCAGCAGUUUGGAAUCCAAGCAUGGGAAAGUCAUCGCUUAGGUCUUCUUGCGAUAAAAGUGGAAGAAAGUUUGUAGCCCAUUGGGAUGGAUUGAUGGGUGCAUCAUUUAUUAGACUGCCCUUCGCUGACUGUUGCACCACAGGGAUUUUACAUAUGUAUUUCUCUGCCUAUGCAACGUUUGUUUAUUCUUUGCCUGGUUGUGUUAGGAAUUCUAUAGAAAACCUUUGCCACUAACAGAUACCAAAGAUUAGAUUUUAAAACGUUUCAUUUCAUUUUUAAUAUUUAUGCAAGGAAAGUUAAUUGCUAUUUUAGACAAGCCCUUCUAGACAAGCCCUUCAUAACUUAUAAAUUCUUCAUUGUCUUUGCGAAUAAAUUUGACUUUACCUCUUAUGUUUUUUUUUGUCUGUCAAUGUGACUGUAUAUAAAUCUGUGUCCCAUACAGUGAGGAAGUUUUAAAUCUUGGUUGGGAGAAUAUUUCUGAGAUUUCUGAAGCUCCAGCAGAUGUGCAAGUGGACUCAUCUCAGCUGCCUUUGGUCAGUAACUCGGCCGGGGAUCAGGUGCUUCGUUUUUAUUGGCUGGAUGCUUAUGAAGACACCUACCAUCAGCCAGGUUGGUCAUCACAUUUUUCAAUAUACAGCAGCUUCCAUUAUAAGCUAGAGUUGAUCUAAUCAACCUACCCAGCUUUAGCAAAGUUCUACAAUCUUUAACUCCUGAAAAAGUUAUUCAUUCACACUAAAUGAUUAAUGCUUGUUAUGAAAUUAUUGAAGUCAUCAGUAUAUUUACAAAGGCACUAGAGCGCCCCUAAACUUAAAAACACUCAAAGAAUUGAAUAUAAAAUUUAGGUAUAUUUAAUUAAAUGCAUGUAACAAGGGAAGUCUCAUGUAGAUGAAUAAAUGCAGACAAAAUGAAUUUUGCAGUUUUUGUGAAAUAAGGAAUUUGUAUUUACCCUGCUGAAUCGAUAAACUAAUUAGAUGGCCAAAUUAAACAAACCAUAUCCCACCAAAAGCCUGGCUCAGAUUGAGAUGAUUAAAGAUGUGACUCAUAAGUACAUGAUUACUGAAUGACUUCAAAAUAGCAGGUAUUUUCUGAAAUGUCAAUUGUAAAAUUCAGGAUAAUAAAAGUGCAUUUCAUAAAAUUUAAUUCCAAGCAAUCAAAGCCAGUGGAUCCAUCCUUUUCCAAGAAAAAUCAGUUGUUCAUAGACUUGAGUUUAAGAGUAUAGGCCCAACUGUCUUUCAUGUUUUAACCAUUUCACUAUCAGUAAUCACCAUUGUGGACAAAUUCAUUUAAAAUUUAAGGAAUACAAUUUCUUUUUAAUAAGAUCUCAUUAAAAAAAUUACACAAACAUUUCCUAAUAUACCCAGUACCAGUUACAUUGAGGUCAUUCAGUACCCAUAAACUUGAUGAUUGAUUACUUUGAUAUCACUUGUGUUCAUGCUAGUCUAGCAUACUCAAAGAGCACUGUCAUAUAAACAAAUGUCUUUAAAUGUCUCUUAAAUGUUAAAAAUCCCAAAAGUACUGAGGCAAACUUUUCAAUAAUUUAGACCCUAUAGUUUGAAAAGAGCGCAUUUCUGAGGCCUGUGUCCAUUCACACUGGGAACUCCCAGUAGGUAAAGUGAUGUAGAGCCCAGCCUCUUGAAGGAUACAUGUUUGGCAACAAGUUCUUUUAGAUAGGUUACUUAAAGUCAAACCCCAACUUAAAAUCUGCAUCUUUUAAUCCUUUAACUGAAUUUAAUACAGGUAUUGUUUUCCCUCCAUUGCCAACAUACAAAUUUUUAAUUUUAAGCUUAGAUUUUGUGGGGGGUUUUUUUACCUUGAUGUCAGCUUUUUAGAUGAGUUAAAAUUUAAAGGAGAUAUCGAAUAUUAUGUUGAAAAAAUUAAUGGAAAAUGCAAAAUAAAACCUUCUGCUCACGACUGUAUAAUUACUAGUAUUCAAUAGAUUCCAUGACAUGAACUUAAAGGGUUUAGUAAAAACACUCACAUGAGAGCUGUUAUCUCAGCUCAAAGUGGAAAUACUGGUAAUCUAUGGGAGCUAACCAAUACAUAGCGUUGUUUCUUUUGCCAAUACACUGUAUUGCUACUUUUGCAAAUACUGUGUGUUGCUACUUUUGCGAAUUUAUUAGAGUUAGCCAAUAGUGUUGCUACUUUUGCCAAUACAAAUUAAAAAGUGAAGCUAAUUUUGCCAUUAGUUUUGCCCAGUCAGAGUGCUUCUACUUUUGCUAAUCUAUGGGAGCUAGCCAUUAUAAACUGGUGGCUACUUUUGCCCCGAAAUAUUUCAUUUUUAGAAUUAGAAAUUACACAUUUGCAAAAUUUAGGAAAAUGAUUCUAUCUCAAUAGUGAUAAUUACGACAAUUUAUAAAUGAUUUUUUUGUGUGGAUUUCAUUAAAUGAGGUUACAAACCCACCUAAGAGUUGUUUCGGUCUUAAGGUUCAUUAUCUAGAACUCAAGUUUAGAAAAUCAAAGUUUUGACCCUGAUGGAUUAAUAAGAAAUGUCUCUGUAUUUCUUCAAAUAGAAUACAAUUAUACUAUAAACUAUAAUAUACAAACUUGAUAAAACAAGUGGUAAUAUAAGUGCAACAAGCUUCCAUUUCAUUUACUAUAAAUAAAUCCCAGUUUAUUUUUUAAUGACUUUUGUUAAAUUUCAUAUAUACAUUAAACUUACCCGUAGUUUAUAAACAUGGUCCCCUCCUUUUCUUUAAAAGGGUUGGACAUGCAGUACUGUAAACUUGGGAUACCAGAAGUUUGUUGGCAGGCAACUCAUCUAAGAGUCCCAUCCACCCGAGAUUAAUCCAAUAUACAUGUGUGCCUUUUAAAUGAAAUUCAAAAAUCUUCUACUUAUGACUUUUUACCCCUGUCUGGGGUAUUUGCUGUCCACAAGAUUUUUCCAUUCAUUACAGUCCUGUGCUUUCCUUUCCAGUUGCUUCCAGGCGUAUACCAUAUUUUGCAUGUCUGCCUUAAGCUUGCAUCUCGAUGUAUUCUUUGGCCUUCCUCUUUCUUUUUCCUUGUGGAUUGUAAAUUCAAAAAUGGUUAACCAAAAUUUUGUUACAUAUAAAAUUAAAAAUCGGUUAAAAAAAAGAGUGACGAAUACUCUAAAUUGUUAUGAAACUGUUAAAUUUUUUUCCAGGAGUUGUGUAUCUUUUUGGUAAGGUUUAUGUGGAGUCAAUCAAGUCCUAUGUGAGCUGCUGUGUGACUGUUCGUAACAUUGAGAGAAGGCUCUUCAUUUUACCAAGGAUAAAAGUAUGCUGUUGGUUUCAUUUACGGUAUUAUAAAACAUUUGAACAUCAUUUGAAAAAGAAAUGUUUUUCAUCCUUCCAAUAUGAAAUGACCAAACAAAAAUAUAUAAAGUACAAUUUGCACCUUGUAUUGCAGCGCAUAAAUUUGAAAACAAAUCUGGAGACAUCUGAAGACGUCACAAUGACAAUGGUUUAUGAAGAGUUUAACAGACUUGCAGACAAGAACAGAAUAGACAAGUUUAGAUCAAUGGUAACAUUCAGCCCAUCUCAGUUAAAUUUUUUACUUGCAGGUGCAGCUAUUUUGAUAAAACAAGCAUUGCAUUCUUUAAAUAUGUCACAAAAAAUUUCUUUACAAACAAUAAUUAAAAUAUGUUAAACAAAAUGGAAUCACAGGAAAAAGUAAAGCCCAAGGAUUAAACGGCUGGUUAGACCAUUAAAUUUGAGUGUUGCUUCUCAUACUCAAGGCAUUGAAAUUAUUAGAUCAGUUUGUUAGGCACACACUUAUGUAAAGGAUAAUAAGAAAAAAUUAAAAACCCAACCCAAGAGAUUAGUUCGUAUAAAAAAUAAACUGUUGAAGGAAUAUUUUGAGACAUGGUUAAAACUUACCGUUUAACAUCCUGGAAAUAUUUACAAAAUUUAUCAGACUUUUAUUUCAUUGAGUGAAAAACCAUUUAUUCUUCAAUGUUCAUUUUGCUAGAAAGUAAAGAAAAACUAUGCUUUUGACAAGCUGGAUGUGCCAGUGGAAGCAGAUUAUUUGGAAGUUCGUUACGCUGUAAGUGUAAAUGUCCAUUUGUUCCCUGUAUACUAACAAUAUUUUUCCAAACUAUCAAAGAUGACUUAACGAAAUAAAGCAAGCCCACUCCUCCAAUGUCACCUUCCCCAAAGUCAAAUGCAGUAUCUGUACUUUGAAGAUUCUUUAACAGAAUUGUUUGAAUCUGUGGCAAUAGAGGCUAACAUUGCAGGCUAUGCUAUUUUUAUUUGACAUUAAAGUUACUAGUUGAGGGACUAAAUCCUGGCAAUAAAAAAGUCUUAGAGUAAAAUAUGAUACAAAUGCAAAAUUUGUUUGUCUUUAAAAAGUGUUUAGCUGCCCUAAUGCAAAGAAUUCAUUUAUCAUUUAAUAUAGUACUAGUGCAGAAUGAAAAUAUCUGUAACAUUUUAAUGACAGAUGUUAUUUUUUAAUACUAUUGUACUUAGUAAUAAAAAAACUGGAACCUUUUUACAUUUCAAAAUUAAAUGUGACAAAAUUUUACUGUUAAAUCUUUGUAUGGAGUUGAUUUUAACUGCUUAGUGGGGGAAAUAUCCAUAAAGUUUUUAAACCAAAUAAACAUUACAAAAAUUUCAAUAAAUCUUACAGGCUGACCUACCAACUUUGCCCUCAGAUUUGAAAGGUGAAACAUUUAGUCAUAUUUUUGGAACCAAAACUUCAAGGUAUGUGCUGAACACAUGUAUAGUGUGUAUACUAGUGCAUGUUAGAGGUUGUAAGGACCGUGUCAUACCUUGUUUCAGAUAUUGCAAUCAAAACUUUUUUUUGUUCAGUGUGUUUCAUACAGUAUUACUUGAUCAUUUACAGUUCCAUCAGAUCUGGCUACAACUUAAUAUUCAAAAGCCAUUACCUAAACAAAACUUGUCUAAAAAGCUUUAAAAAAUCCAUGGUGCAUGUCCCGAAACAGUUUGGUAAUUUUAAUAAAUGUAAAGAAAAAGUUAAGAGCUUUAGGUUGAAGAGGUCACAGGAUCUCUGGGUGAAUAGUGAACUUAGUUACUUUUUAAUUUAAAAAAUAAAAAUUACCACCUCCAUAAAAUAUUUAAAUAUAUUCUCAUCAUUUUAGUCAUGAUAUGAUACAUAAAAAAUUCCAAUAUAACACCAUAGUCAACGUUUUACGCAUGCCAUAAGUUAAAAGAAAGAGUUUGCUAAAUAAUAAUAUAUUAUCUUAUUAACAUCUUUAAUGUGGAAAAGAUGUUAAUAAGAUAAUAUAUUAUUAUUUAACAAACUCUUUCUUUUAACUUAUGGCAUGCGUAAAACGUUGACUAUGGUGUUAUAUUGGAAUUUUGUAUGUAUCAUCUGAUCUCAAACUGUAGCAGUUAUUAAUACAAAUAAUUAACACUAUUCCAUUUUCUUUACACGCAGCCUAGAACAUCUUUUGUUGAAUCAAAAAAUGAAAGGUCCAGCUUGGCUUGAUUUGAAAUUUCCACGUAAGUAAGAAUUGUAUUUGUAUUUAUUUCAAUUCCUUUUUUUAAAAAAAAGGGAAACAUAGAAAUAGAACUGACAAAAAAAGGCUACAUAUACUUGAGUACACUAUUUUUAACAUAUUUCACUGAAUUCAUCAUUCCAAAAUGAAAUUUAAAAAAAAAAUUUAAGUUAUGGAAAACAGCUCAUUGAAUUAUAAGGGUUAAAUUUUUAUAAUGUUAACUCCCUCGCUUAUUUAGUUUUUAGUUUUACAGUAACUUUUGUUUCCAGAGAUUCCAUCUGCUGCUACAAGUUGGUGCAAACUUGAGGUAAGACAUCUGAUGUUCCACGCCCAAUCUAUUUUAUUCAAACUGCAAAACUCUCCCACAUCCACCAGCUACAGUCAUUCAUUUCUCUUGUUAACUGGGUGGAUACAUAGAUUUUUCUAUAUCAAAUUCAGCAUACUUGACAUUUAUGCUAUAUCUCCAUGCUUUUUAUUGUUUUGCAUGUAAACUUUCAUUAAGGGUUGAAAAUAUGAAAAACUUUACACUUUUUCCUAGAAUAUAAAAUUAUAAUUUAUUCCAUGAUGUAUUGCACCAGGCUGUCAUAUCCAAGCCUGAACAUGUUGUAAUCAGUGAGACCAAUCAACCGCCACCUCCAUUGGUAGUUAUGACCUUGAACUUGCAGACAUUGCCUAACCCAAAGACUCGUCAGAAUGAGGUAAAUAUAAAUGAAAAAACUUGAAUCAUGAGAAAGAUCAAUACAUUUUAAAAUGAUUUGUAUUAAAAUUUAGUUGUCUAAUACGUACUUUAUUCUUUUUUUUAUAUGUUGUAGUAGUUAUUUAUUAACUUGUAUUGUAAUGUAGAAAUAGGUUUACAACUAAAGGCUAAUUCAAGUAGUUAAAUUUUGCUGAUUUCUUUAAUAGAAAAUAUAUUUAUUACAGUUAACAAUACUAUUUAGUGAAUUAUAAUUUAAAUGCACUCAGAAAAAUUAUUGUUAAAAGUACGUUACCAGAAUUUGUCAAUUUUUAAAAAUUAAUGCUACAAUAAAUAUAAUCUCUCACCAGAUUGUGGCUGCAGCUUGCUUGAUACAUCAUGACUUUUACAUGGACAAGCCUGCUCCUAGCCAACGUUUUCAGCAACAUUUCUGUGGUAAGAAGAAAAAAUAGUUUAAAAACGGCUAACUUCUAUUCAGUUGUUUUGUAUUGGACAGUCAAAAUGAUAUCUCAUUUUAUUAUACCAGAAAAAAAAAUAUCCUUGUAAAAAAACAACAAAAUGUUUCAAUUUAAUUUAUUUUCAAAUUUAAAUUGAUUUUUAUUCUUUUUUAUUUCAGUUAUCAGCAAACCUUCAGAUCUUAUCUUCCCUUUUGAUUUCAGGGAACAGGUUAAAAAAAUGGUACCAUUUCUUUAAGCUGCCAUUUUGUUACUAUUUCAAUUGCAGUCAAAUUAGACAUUUUAAUUUAUACCAUGUAACAUCUCAAGUAUUGUAGUGCAACUUUUUUAAGUAUGGACAUAAAUUUUAACAUAAUAUAUACUUUGAAAGUUCAUAUAAAUUUUCCCCAGACCAAUCGUAUGAAAAUUGACAUAAUGCCAGGUGAGAGGGGGCUGAUUGGAUUUUUGCUGGCUAGAAUUCACAAAAUUGAUCCUGACUUAAUUGUGGUAAGAUUUUCUGUUUACAUUUUCUUCAACAUAAAACUCCUGAGGUUGUAAAUAUUAUUUCACUCCUUUAGGUUAAUUUUUCGUCAUCUAAUUCUGUAGGUUUUCUCAUGAGUUGUAGAAUGAAACUUUUUGAGUGUUCUGACAAAUUUUUGCAUGAUUUUAACAUUUCAAUGUUUUAUUCAGGGACAUGAUAUUUAUGGCUUUGACCUUGACCUGCUCCUCCAUCGCAUCAGUGCCAACAAAAUUCCCCACUGGUCUAAAAUUAGCAGACUCAAGAGAACCGUCAUGCCAAAGAUCAGUGUAGGUUGUUUUGUUUGUUGGGAGCAGUAUGUUCAAAACUUGAUUUCGUGGGUGACUUAUUUAUUCCAUGGAGAACAUUUCUAUACACAGUUAUGCUAGAAACACUUAAAAAAUUAACAGUUUUCUGCUGUGUUGCUAUUCAUUAUACUACUUGUGAUUUAAAAUGAAAAAAAGCAAGAUAAAUUAAAUACUGAUUAUAUAAAACUUUGUAUCAAAUGGACAUAACUGACAUAAAAAGUUGUGAAUCACAUUUUUACCCCCAAAAGAUUUGUUUAUUUGAUUCAAUGUUAAUCCACUUCUCACUCUUUCCACUUCUCAUAGCACAAUCAUGGGAGAGCAACUUUUGCAGAAAAGUCUGCAGUAUGUGGGCGGAUGUUGUGUGACGUGCAAAUUUCUGCAAAAGAGCUGAUUCGCUGCCGUAGUUAUGACCUCACAGAAUUGACUAGUCAGGUGCUGAAGAGCAAGCGUGUAGAGGUCGACUAUGAUCAAGUCAGAGAGAUGUUCUCGUAAGUACAUGUAUACAUAUUAAAAUCUCCCAAACAAGUUUUAUAAUUGUACUUAACAUAAUUUUUAAAAUUUAUAAGCUUCUAUAAAUCGAACUGUUUUGCUAAAGUGCUAAAAAGAAUGUAAAAAAUGUGUUAAUUAAAUUUUUUUUACAAGUGCAGUCAAAAUUGUAAUUUUGUGUAUGAGAAAACAACUGAUGAGGGACACUCUUUGUUGCACUAAAGCAUUGUUGUCGAAGAGUUUAUUAUGUCCACCCACUUGUGAUCUUCUGAGUGAGCCACAGUGUUUCAUGGUUGCCCUUAAAUUAAAUUUACUAGGUCCUCUUUAUGAGGAUAUGGCUUAAACCUAUGUUCAAAUUCCAAGCAGUAUUGUUAUUGUGACCAAUACCGGGCCGUUACGCUUUGAAAAGAACAUCAAAGAAAAAACAAGACACAUAAAUCUCUUGGCAACAGCUAAAAAAAAAUGUAUUGAUAGAAUGACAAAUCCAUUCGUUAUUUCCAAACACUUGAAUGUCCAUCACCAGAUCAGACCUGUUUACUCCAACUAUUUUGGCAUUUCAAUGAAUAAUUUUGUGAUGCCUGUUUACGAGUUUAUGCCCAGGCCUGUUGAAACUACAAGUUUAAAGGACAUUAUUUGAAAAUUUUCAGGUAGUUUUUCCCACAUAAAAAAAUUUAAAAGUUAAUUUUUUGGUUAUUUGUUUUAACUCCUUUCUAUAUCCAGUAGUGAAUGGAUUGAGAAAUAUGUUUUGAGUCCAUCUAUAAUUAUAUUGCGUUUAAAGAGAGGGGAAGCGGGUGGUGUUGAUUUAGAUGUUGUAUACAUACAGGUGUGCUGGGGGAGGUUUCAAAAUAUUUAAGCCUGAAAAUAACACCUGCUCUUUUUGUAAUGAUGGUCAUAUUUUUGCUGGCAUCCGUCUGUCACAAAGUGACAACGGUGUAGAUGAAGGCCUAGGAUUAUUCUUUUUAGGAUUGUGGAUGAUACAGCUUGGCACCAGUGUCGUCGCAGGAAUGUUUUAUUGUUAUCUGCCAACGGGGCUCCAUCUACGGGCUUGAAUUUAGCCCGGGGUGCUGGUGAUGUUUUUUUGCAUGACUCGGCUUUGGUGGGGAUUAAAAUCCAGACCAUGAACUUGAGAUUGGCACAUUUGUUCCUCUGUGUUUUCAUAAUGAAUUCGCCAGACGCAGCAUCAGUAAUAUUAGCAUAGUCGCCAUAUUGACACCCUUUAGUAAAUCCUCACUUUUGUUUGCUUCUGUGAAGAAUGAUGUAAUUUUGUGACAUAAUUUAGUUCCCCUGAACCGCGGCGAGUGUAAAAACGGAUCAAACUCGUUUUUAAAAAAUAAAUAUGAACGUAUCCUCAACUGUUCCGCAGAGCAGCAUUAAAUUUCCACAUUUUAUAAGAUCUGGGAGGGCCUUUGAAAUCUAAAAAGUAAAUCAAAGUUACUUGGUAGGUUUUACAAAUGAGAUCCUAAUUUUUUAAUUCUGAUUUCAUUAAAUUUUAUUUUAUGCGGAGCUGAUUUCAAAUUUGUACCACGUUAAAUUUCACUAGUAAUUUUUUUACCAGUGACCUGCACCUUCACCCAAAUAUUAUUUUUAUAUCUAUAGCAGAUACACGUCUGCAAAACAAAAACAAAGUGACCACAGAUUACAAUAUAGACGUCAGUUAUCUACUUUUUGGAAGUUACCUUUUUUUUUACGCCAGCUUAACUGGAUCCCACCAGACAUGUGGCAUGAUUAUUAUUAAGAAAUAGUUAUUAAGAAACUGUAUUGCACUAUUUUGAGAUGACAUUGUAUGCUUUAAGUUUAGGAGUACAAGGGUAGCCAGGUCUGCUAGGUUUAUCUUGGCCUACGACUACAACUUGGUGUGACAGUUCAGAUCGAUCAUCCAGAAAUCUCUAACAUCACUGUCUAAGCCACAAAGAGCUCUCUAUCUUAAAAAUGAUUUUUUACCUCCAUGGGUGGUCCAGAACUGACACAACCUAUUAAUCUAACCCUGACCUCCAUUUCCUGCCACUGGAAGUUCCUAAACUUCCAUCGUUAAACCCUAAAUUCUCAGAAGUCUAGAAGGCCUAAAAAGUAAAAUUAUGAAAAGGAAUGAUCCGUUCCAUCUUGAGAAGCGAGAAUCUACUAACAUGAACCUCCCAACACCUCCCUUCCCAAAAUAACAGCUAUUCCAGCCGCCCUAUAUGACGUUUCCUGAAAAACAAUGGAGCUCUGUUCAUUUUUGAUGUAGCCUUAUUCAGAAUACUAUUAAGGUUACUAUUAUGGCCCAAAAAUUACAAUGGUAGUCACCAAAAGUACAUGUUAUAAACAUUCAAGAAAAGCUGUUUGGUAGAAGUGUUAAAAACUGUUGGCAGACAUGAAACAAAGCUUACUUAAUGGUGUAAAAAAGACUGGUUUUGAUUAACAGUUUUAAAAAAUCUAACUCAGUAUAUGGGUCAAAUUUCACAAUAACAUUUCCAUUUUUACCAAGAUGUAGUAACUAUUUUACAGUUCAAGUCAACAACUUCUAAAAUUGAUUGAGCUGACUUUGAUGGACUCGACCUACAUCCUUCAAAUCAUCUACGAACUUAACGCCAUCCCCCUGGCCUUGCAGAUCACAAAUAUUUGUGGGAAUGUUAUGGUGAGAAUACUAUCAAAGUUGAUGUGGCUAGACAUUUAUUUCAUUGAAAUAUUCUAUGGUUUUAUGAGGAGUUGCCAUUCACUUUCACAUGCAAUUUAAAGUAAAUAAAUAGACAAGUUAAGUUCAGGAUUGAAAAGAAAAGACCAGGCAGUUUAAAGGGGCUGUUGACGUAUUUAUCAUAUGCAUGCACUAUGGAAUAAUUAGCUUUUUUUUGUUAUUUGAGGACCUUUGUCUUAACUGAUAUAGUGGGAAUAAGAUGUUCAUAUUUAACACUGCCACUUCCCUCAGAGAGGACAUAAGGUCUUACCCUUAUGUUUGUAGGUUGGUUACUUUUUUGAAUCUUGAAUUUGCAUUGCACCUGACUCGUAAGCAGCUGACUCGUAAGCAGCUGACUCGUAAGCAGCUGACUCGUAAGCAGCUGACUGGUAAGCACAUGACUUGAUAAGCUCCUGGACAACACAUAAGCCUCUUCUGCAGUCUCAAACUGAUAUCUUUAGAGAAUAAAUCCUUUCUUUCAUAUGCUCUUGACAUCUUUAAAUCAACUCCCUGACUUGUCGACAACAAACAACUUAAUUGUUAAUAUUAUGUUUUGUGAACUCUUGUUCUUACUCAGUCUAGGACAUUGAUGGGAGGCAGAUCAGAGAGGAACGAGUGGCUUUUGUUGCAUGCAUUCCAUGAGAAGCAGUACAUCUGUCCAGACAAAGAAUUCAAGAAGAAUCAAACUGUGAGUGAUUUGUUUUUAAUAAUAAAAUAAAUAUGCCCUCUUGGUUAAAACAAAAAGCAAUAGGCCCACAGACCUAUUCAUUUAAAUACAUCCUCAUGAAGUAGGGAUAGAACCUUUUAGGUAGAAUGAUGAAGUACUUUUCUUACAGCAAAUAUUACAUUCAAUCUCUUCCAUUUUGUCCAGCCCGUAGUAAUGGAAGAUGAUGAAGAACUUGAUAAAGGUGGAACCAAAAAGGCUGCUGGUGGCAAACGUAAACCUGCUUAUGCUGGCGGUCUUGUAUUGGAACCAAAGAAAGGUAACUCCGUCCUAGCCAACUCAGUAGCAUUUUCUUUUUUUAUGUUUAAGUGAUUCUUUUUUGUGUGUGACUUGAUGGUUUAUUAUUUUUUUUUCUUUUCCAUAAUGCUGCAGUCCGUUUAACAAAUCAAGAAUGUUGCAAAAUAUGCUAUACAAAAAUCUGCAUCCUUUGUAGACCAGACCUCCACUGCCUGGCAAUGUGCAAUUAUAAUUUGGUUGAACUGUUUGUCCACAGGUUUCUAUGACACAUUCAUUUUGCUGCUAGAUUUCAACUCCUUGUAUCCAUCUAUCAUUCAAGAGUACAACAUCUGCUUCACAACAAUAUCCAGGGCUCCAGAGUCCCAUACAGAAAAUGUGAGCAUCAUUCAUUUUUAAUGUUUUAAACCUUGUACAUCUCAGAAUUCAAUGCCUCUCUCCCUUAGGCAUGGCCAUGGUUUCAAAAAAUAAUAAAUGACUGUCAAAAAGGCUAAAACAAUAAACUAUAAAACCCAAGAGGAAAAACUAAUUUACAGUAAGUAAUUGGAAUAUUAGAGAAUUCCCAAAUGUUUGCUGCCACCUUGUCCAUGUCUAAAAUGUUUGCAUCCAUCUUGUCCCUGUCUCAAAUGUUUGCUAUCAUCUUGUCCCUGUCUCAAAUGUUUGCUGCCAACUUGUCCCUGUCUCAAAUGUUUGCUGCCAACUUGUCCCUGUCUCAAAUGUUUGCUUCCAUCUUGUCCCUGUCUCAAAUGAUUGCUGCCACCUUGUCCCUGUCCCAGAUAAUGCUGACUACUUUUCCCUGUUUCGUCAGAUCUGCUGACAUUCUUCUAAUGAUUGACCUGAUAGUUUGUUUUUGUUUUGAGGCAAAAUAGGUUUUGAUUCAUAUAGUUUAUCAAGUUGAAUCAGUAUCUUUGCAGAUCAGUAGCUAUCUCUGCAGACCAAUUUCUAUCUUUGCAGAUCAAUUUCUAUCUUUGCAGAUCAAUUUCUAUCUUUGCAGAUUGGUGUCUAUCUUUGCAGAUCAGUUUCUUUGUAGAAGAUUUCUUUCACACGAUUUUAAUUUGACCACUGAUAAAAUUAUUCCCCUAAAGUGAAAUUCAUAAUUUUAGCCAAUAUUCUUUGUUUAAAAUACAUAAUUACAUGACUCCACUUAGAUAGAAGAUAAUUUAACUUAUCUUUGUUGCUAUGUAUGGAUGUAUGUAUUAGUAUUUUAAAGUAUUGCUAGUUUCAGCACACACCGGUUUCAUAAAAUUAUUUAGGUUGGUCAGAUAAUAAUCUAAAAUAAUAAUUCCAGGGUGGAUGUUGUCCACCCUGCUGGGUAGAUGUUGUCCACCCUGCUAAAGAAAGGUAAUACAGUUUAACCCCUUCUAAAAACUUUUUACGGCUUGCACUCUCAACUAAAGCUUUUUGCAGUAAAAAAAAUGAGAUUUUAAUUUUUGUACACAAUUUAUCCUUCAUUUUACAAUGUACUAUUAACGAUGCCCAAUGGUGAUAAUAAUUUCCAAGUAAAUCUUUCUGGUCCACCCCUUUCUCAUUGCGUACCAUGCUGUGCUUCCAUUCUUUGCUUUCCCGUUGUGUGCUUGAUCACCUACGCAACAAAUGUACACAUUGGUUACCCACAGUGCUGUUUUUCCACAUGUGGUUGCUCUAAGAAUUGGUUGACAUCUUGAGCAUAGUAUGGAAUUAUUAUGUAUUAUACGCCUCUUCCCACAUUUGCAUGCUUAACAGAUUGCGUGGCCACAGCUGGUAAAUUAUAAUUUUAUUACUCAUUUUUUAUUUUUAAAAAAAGGCUGAUGAUGACAUCGCAAACAUAAUACUUCCAGACCCUGACCUUGAGCCUGGUGUGCUACCCACUGAGAUUAGAAAACUUGUAGACAGCAGAAAACAGGUAAAUAGACCAAAAUAGCUGCCAUUUAUUGUCAUUCAUCUUGUUUAAAAUUAUGAAAUUUAGAAAACAACAGUUUGAUAUAAAUAGUGUAGAGUGAAAGAGUAUGGCUGAAGAUGCUUGUUAUAUUCUGUUAGAUUACUUGCUGACCAAACAAGAAGUUGAAACACAGAAGAAAGUCUUUUUUUUUUGCUUUGGCAUGAAAUUUUGAAUUUUUAUGGGAAGUCUACACAUUUCAUCCAAUAUUUUCUUAGGUCAUAAAUUCACUUAUUGCCUUUACAGGUGAGAGCACUGAUGAAAGGCGACGUGACACACGAGCAAAUGAUGCAGUAUGACAUCAGGCAGAAAGCUCUAAAACUAACGGCCAACUCUAUGUACGGAUGUCUAGGAUUCACAUUUUCUCGCUUCUAUGCCAAACCUCUCGCUGCUUUAGUUACUGGCAAAGGGAGAGAGGUAAACUUUCAAUUAUCUCUCUUUUUAAUUAUUUUUUUUUGGACUAGAAAACUGUUUAAAGCAUAAAUAACAUCCCAAUAAUUUGAAUUUCAAGUGAAAAGUAUUGUCAAAAACGUAUUAUUGAAUGACAGAUGACUAUACUUUUUUUCCCCCCUAAAUUUUUCUUAAGGGGUUAAAUGAUUUGUUCCAUAUCUCAUAAUUUGACAGAUAUUUUACUUUUUGUUUACUUUAUAAAUGUACAAUAUACAUUUUUGCAUUUUAAAAUGCAUUUUAAUGAUUCUGUAAUAAUGUGGAAACAUAUUUUUUAAACCCAAUUUUAACAAUUUCAAAUGUAAAAAUUGUACCUACAAAUUUACUAUUUUCUGGCUUUGCCCACAGAUUCUUCUGAAGACCAAGGAUCUUGUCCAAAGUGUGAGUUUGACUUAUUAAGUAAUGUCCCCUUUGCUUUAUACAUUAUAAAAGAUAUGGUGUGAAUCUCAUUGUUGGAAGUUUAGUGAAAAUAUAUUAUUUACAAUAUUCUUGCUAGAAAUUUAGAUUGGGCCAAUCUAUAUAACCUUUCUUCAAUAAAAUUCCAUAUCUAUAUAUAUUCUAUGAGUUGCCCAAAGCUAGCAUAUGUUUCAGUCUUUCACUGAGUAACAUUGCCAAACUUAAUGUUGAUAAAAUAAAACUUUUCAAAAUUGAAUUAUUACGUCUCUUCCUGUAUAUUAGAUGAACCUUGAUGUUAUUUAUGGAGACACUGACUCCAUUAUGAUCAACUCCAACAGCACUGACCUGGACCAAGUUUUCAAACUUGGCAAUAAGGUCAGUAAAUUUUCACAAUUUAAGUAUCUGAAUUUUUUUCCCACAAAAUCAUAAAUAUAAAACUUAAGCCUUACAUAAAAAAAUAGUUGAUUUUCUUUUUUGUUGUUGUCUAACUUUAAUUUUCAGUAGGUUCUAAGAACUGACUUACUUUCAUUUUUUUUCACAAAUUUUACCAUUAUUUCUUUUAGGUAAAAAGUGAAGUCAACAAACUGUACCGCCUUCUGGAGAUUGAUAUUGAUGGUGUCUUUAAGUCAAUGCUGCUUCUAAAGAAGAAGAAAUAUGCCGCUCUCAGUAUCACCCGAGGGCCAGAUGGGAAGGAGAUCACCACACAAGAGAUGAAAGGUUUGGACAUUGUAAGAAGGGAUUGGUGCGACUUGGCCAAGAAAGCUGGCGAGUAAGUCUGAGAUGGCUAUAAGAUCAAUGCCCUGUACUUGUACUGUAAAAAAAAUAAAAAGCUUUAGCAUAAGUAGUAGUUGAAAAUUAUCUGCUCACUUCCAAUGACCUUUAGUGUUUAAAGCAACACCUGACAAUGAUCUAAAAACACCAUAUACACCAUUCAACACUGUCCUUUUUUGAAAUAAUAUAAUUGCUUCAGACUUCAGGUAAUAAAUUUUAGGAUCAUAAUAAGUGAAAUGUUGAAAGUAUGCUAAAGUUAACAUUAGUGACACAGCAUUUUAUAGAUGUUAAACCUGAUAUUAAGAGCUGUCAUUUUUCAGGUUUGUUGUCGGUCAAAUCCUGUCUGGGCAGUCAAGGGAGACAAUUGUUGAGAACAUUCACUCCCGUCUUACGGAAGUUGGAGAAGAAGCAAGAGCGGGAAAACUUGAUAUAGAGCUCUUCUAUAUCACUAAGGUAACCAGGCAAAUAUCUAAUGAACAUCGGGUAGUUAUGAUGAAAACCUUCUGAGGUGUGGUCAUUUAAUAAAGAAGUUUUCUAUGUAUUUUGAACACAAAGCAAAACAAUUAUCACACUGGACAUUUUAAUUUGAACUCAAGAUGUAUACAAAUUAAAUAAAAUGACUUUAUUGUUCUUCAUUCUACAUGUUCAGUUUUUUAACUGUUGCAGUUUUAGUGCUGGGAGCCUUAAGUUUAUAUUUGACAUUUCCAGCAACUGACUAAAAACCCAGAAGAUUACCCUGACAUGAAAAGCCUGCCCCAUGUGCAGGUUGCCUUACGAUUUAACACUAAAGGUGGGAAAAAGCUGAGGGCAGGAGACACAGUGCCAUACAUAGUUUGUGAGGUGAGUGCAAUAUGAAAAAAAAAAAAAUCAAGGCAUUUUUAUAAAUAGUUAAGUGGAAUGCUGUGAGCUAUUGAAUUUUAAUUCUAAACAGUUAAAAUAUUAACAAGAUCUAUUUUUAGGAUGGCACCACAUUAUCUGCAACCCAAAGAGCUUAUCAUCCAGAUGAACUUGCCAAGCAAGAAAAUCUUAAAAUAGGUGAGUUUAUAAACAUGCUGUCACAAAACCAGUCUACAAAUGGAAUCUUUUUAAAAUAGAAACAGUUUUGUCCUGAUUAGCCAGAUACUCCUUAAUAAUUUAAUUUAUACAGUUAUCUAUACUUCAUCAAAACAGAAUUUACAAUGCAGGGAGUUCAUGAGUUUUGUAUAUUUUUAUAAGUACCGUAGAUUGAAUAACAUUUAAUUUAAACAAUUAUUAGAAUAUAAUGUAAACUGUAAUUUUUAGUCAUUUCUUUUGUCAGACUUUAAAAAAAAAGUAUUGUUGUUAAAUACAAUACCUUAUAUAACUUUCCAUUUGUCCACAGAUGUUAAGUAUUACCUGGCUCACCAGAUUCAUCCAGUUGUUGCCAGGUUAUGUGACCCUAUUGAAGGCACAGACAGUGCACGUAUCGCAGAGUGUCUUGGUAAGUCCUGCUGGUAAAAUAUUAAAUUAUAAUAAGACAGUUGACGUCUGGUUAGUUUUUUUUUGGUAGUUGACUGAAAUUACGGAUAUAAUAACUUUAAUAAUGCCUGUUACAGGUUUAGACCCAUCUGGUUACCGCCGCACAACACGCCAAGAGGAAGAAGAGGAGGAGGAUCUGGUAACUUUACAGCUCACAGUAGAAGAAAAAUUUCGUGAUUGUAAUAGAAUUGUCUUCCCUUGCCCUUCAACUAAAUGUGGCCGUGAGAUCGUUUUAGAUUCUGUGUUCACAGGAAAUGUAAGGGGUUCAUUAAAAAAGCCUGUUAAUAUUAAUAAUUACAGAUGAUCUAGGCCUUUGUAUUGUGACAGUGAUCAUGCUAUUCAAAAACUAAAGGUGUAGAACUGUUUAUGAGCUACUGAUGCAUGAUGAAAUUAAGAACAUACUGUGUAUAUCUGCAUUAUGAUUUUUUUUCUUACCUUCCACUGUCUAUCAUUGACAGGAUUCCACAAUUCUGCCAGCUCUUCAGGUGUGUCCUAAUACAGAGUGUAGAGAACCACUCUGGAAGUCCAAAAAUCAACUUAAAAACCUACUGCAACUUAAAAUACAGCAACAUGUCAACACCUACUAUCAGGUAAACACAGUACAGUUAUCAGGUUGUUGGAUUUACCAUGUGAACUUCUUUGGUCACUCAGAAUUUAACAUAAAUAUUCAGAACUGUAAAAAAGAAUGGUCCAAAAAAAGUGAACUGAAACUGUCUUAGACCUAUAUAGAUCAUAAUCAAUAACAUACAUCAACUUUUAAUCAAGUAUAUUAUUUUUAUUUGUCUCGUGCAGGGUUGGCUCAAAUGUGAGGACACAGGCUGUAACGUAAGGACAAAUAAGAUUCCCCUAAUAAUGCGAAGAGGUCACCCAGUCUGUUCUGCCUGUAACAAGAGUUCCCUGCACUUAGAGGUAAUUGUUGCUUGCCAAGCUAUUGAAAGAAGUCACCGAAUCAUUGUUUAAUUAAUGACUAUACAAGAGAUGCAGGAGAAAGAACAUUUUAAAAUUAUUACUUUUAUUAGUUUAUCUCCACAAAAAUUUAUUUUGCCUUGCAUAAGACUUUUUAUGUAAGAAUUAGCUUUGUUUAAUUAAAUUUAUUAAAUACAAUACUUUUUUUUCAACAAUGUAAAUAUUAUUUUAGGCAAUAAAUAGUACCUUAGGGCUUGACAGAUGUGUUAACUGACAAAAUUAUUUUUUUAUGACAAAGUUAUGGUUUAUUAAAAUUUAAACAUGGAUUUCAAUUUUCAACUUCAACUGUUCUUCUUUGACUCAAAUUAGGUUACUAUACCUGAGAUUUUAUUUCAAUUACUACAUUUUUUAAUUGGUAUUCACUCCUCUAUAGUACACUGAUUCAGCAUUGUACAACCAACUUUGCUUCUAUGACUACAUAUUUGAUGUCCAAAAGGCCACAACUUACUUGAAUGAGAAUGAGAAAAGUAAUUAUAAUUUCGUUAUUUUUUUUUAACUUAAAAAGAACUCUAUUCAUAUAGGAUUUAUAAAAAAAAUUUUAAUAAAUAUAUACUAACCUCUACUGAGAGUUUGUAAAUGAAAUAACAUUUUUAAAUGCUAAUCAUUUUCCUUGGGAGAGAUGCAGUUUUUCCAUUGCCGUCUACAAUUUCAUUUCAUGUUUCCAUGAGUCUAACUUGAAAUAAUUCUCAGCCAGUUAAAAAGUUUGUUGAAAUAAGUACAUUUUAAACUUCCAUUUGAUUUGAAGAUUUAUACUGCCAUUUAUCAAUAUUGCAUAGCCUUUUUUUAAAAUGACAUUGUCCAUAUUCACAUUUCUUUCAGUUGUUGCUCGCAAGAUGAAUCCUGAGAUAAUGGAUGUGUACAGAGAGCUCAAACAUGUCACCUCUCGGUGGUUGGAUAGAAGUGCUUACUCCAAUGUGGAUCUGGGCAAACUGUUUCAAAAUCUUGGGCUUUUAAGGGUUAAACUUGAAAGAGGACCAUAAAUGGCUGUUAUUUCUAAAUUAAGAUUUUUAAAUGCUGAAGUGAUUGCUGGAGUUUGUCCCAAAGGGUACUGUCUGUAGUUUUUCCAUUAGAAAAAAAAAAGGUGAAAAGGAGUUUUUUUUGUGAAGAAAAUGUGAUAAUUUUUUAUUCAUCACAAAUUUGAAGAGACUAUACAAAGCUAAUUAACAUGUUGACAAUAAUGUACCCCAUGUUUAAUAUUUUAUGUCAACUUACUUGACAUCUCUGAUCCAUGGCCAUAUGCUUGUAUGCAUUUUAGAACCUUCAUAUGUAAGGAUAAAUGAAUACUGUUAUUUAUUCUAUUUCAUAUCGUUCUCUAUAGAGUUUUUUUUGUACCCAUGUGAAAACUGCCUUGCAUAUUUUGUGUUAGUAGUUUCAGACCAAAGCAUAAAUAACUUGAUAAUUUGUGAUCUAAACUUAUAUUAACACUGGCCACAAUUAAAGAAUUUUCAAAUGUUUUGGUUCAUUUUGAAGUUCUUAUUUUUAAUUUUUUUAAAAACUGCAUGAAAUUUGUUUCUAGGAUGUGCUCCAACAACUACACUACAUACAACUGAGGCGGUUUCUGCUUUUUUAAAAAAUGUAUAUGAGUAACCCAUGUUCUGGAUUGUACUGGGAAAUUUAUACUGACUGACUCCUGUUAAAAUUUGCUUUGUUUAUAACUGCAAAAAAUUGGUUUGAUAUAAAUUUGAAAAUAAAAUUAGUUCUUGCUUCAUUUGUAGAACUUAAAACUAAUUUACCCUGUAUUCAUUUGUAUGGCCAUGUUGUAUACAGUACUUCUUUAACUUCAUUCUGCUAUAUUUUUUCUUUACAUAUUGGAAAAAAAAAUAAAAUGAAAAAAAAA
This is a messenger RNA of Lymnaea stagnalis (great pond snail), 28788 nucleotides long. The record is from the annotation of a GenBank genome assembly. NCBI's taxonomy places the organism in Eukaryota, Metazoa, Mollusca, Gastropoda, Lymnaeidae.